AUGACGAAUUUGAAUAAUCGAGAAAAAUCCAAAUUGAUUGCAAACAUUUGGAAUUCUCAAUCUUCUGAAGUAAAACAAUUUUUUCAAAUAUUAAGUAUGGCAGCUAAUGUUAAACAUAAAUUAACGUAUCCUAAUUAUGUUUAUAAACCAGUUUGGCACAAUAAUCUAAAUACUAAUAUAAAUCAUGCUGAUGAUGAUGGCGAAUCAAUUGAGGUCUCAGUUUUGGAAAGCAUGGCAAAAAAUAUUAUGAAACUGGAAUGUCCAAAAGUUGCUUUUGCUUGGAACUGUUUACAUGAACGUGACAAUGAAUUAAACAAACAUCUGGACGAAGAUCAAAAGGUUGUAGUAAACGAUGUUGGUGUCAAUAUUGAUGAUAAAGCAAAUAUGAUACAUAUAGAUUUAUCUGGAAAUUAUUAUAAGACUCCUGAACCUAUAGAACAAAUUUCUCUGGGUUCUUUAAAUUCUUCUGGUUCCAAUGAUGAUGAUGAAGCAAUAGUUAAUAAGUUAAAUAAAUAUGAUUAUCUUACCGGACUGAGAAAGUAG
Molecule: messenger RNA, 543 nt
Organism: Entrophospora sp. SA101
Lineage: Eukaryota; Fungi; Glomeromycota; Glomeromycetes; Entrophosporales; Entrophosporaceae
Source: the annotation of a GenBank genome assembly